AUGGCUGUGGUGUGUCUGUCAGAUUUUGAAGCUUACGCUAAGAAGUAUUUACCUAAAACUACUUGGGAUUUUUUUGCAGCUGGAGCAGAUGAUGGCACCACUCGAGAUGACAACAUCCUGGCAUAUAAAAGAAUUCGUUUCCGUCCACGUGUGCUGCGGGAUGUAUCUGUGAUGGACAUUAGGACUAAGCUCCUGGGAACUGAAAUCAGCUUUCCUAUAGGAAUUGCCCCUACAGGCUUCCACCAGCUUGCAUGGCCUGAUGGAGAGAAAAGCACGGCCAGAGCAGCCAAAGCCAUGAAUGUUUGCUACAUUGCCAGCACAUACUCCACCAGCAGCCUGGAAGAGAUCUCUGCGGCUGCCCCUGGAGGCUUCCUAUGGUUCCAGCUCUAUAUCCAUCGCAACAGGGCAGUUUCUAAGCAGCUGGUCCAACAGGCAGAGGCCUUGGGUUUCCAAGGCCUAGUUCUCACAGCUGACCUGCCCUACACUGGCAAAAGACGGGAUGAUGUUCGUAAUGGCUUCCGGCUUCCUCCACACAUGAGCCUGAAGAACUUGGAGGGAGCCUUUGAGGGAGAUGACCGUUCUGAGUAUGGACUCCCACCCAACAGCUUGGAUCCUUCACUCACCUGGAAUGAUAUCUACUGGCUGCAGAGCCUUACUCACCUGCCUAUCAUCAUCAAAGGCAUCUUGACCAAAGAAGAUGCAGAGCUGGCAGUAAGACACGGAGUUCAGGGUAUUAUUGUGUCCAAUCACGGUGGAAGGCAACUGGAUGGAGGACCUGCCACCAUUGAUGCUCUGGUUGAAGUUGUGGAGGCCGUACAAGGCAGAGUUGAGGUUUAUUUAGAUGGUGGAAUACGAAAAGGCAGCGAUGUAUUAAAGGCACUGGCACUGGGAGCAAAAUGUGUCUUUAUUGGAAGACCAGCUUUGUGGGGGCUUGCUUACAAGGGUGAAGAAGGUCUUCAAGAUGUUUUGAGGAUUUUGCGUGAUGAGUUUCGUUUGUCAAUGGCCUUAACUGGCUGUUCCAGUGUCUCAGAUAUUGGCCAACACCUAGUUCAAUUCUCAAAGUUGUGA
This is a messenger RNA of Rhea pennata, 1068 nucleotides long. It is a transcript of the gene HAO2, whose product is annotated as hydroxyacid oxidase 2. Gene Ontology annotation, cellular component: peroxisome. NCBI's taxonomy places the organism in Eukaryota, Metazoa, Chordata, Aves, Rheiformes, Rheidae. The transcript has 7 exons. The record is from RefSeq and is a predicted model, not a curated record. Bases 1 to 1068 code for a protein of 355 amino acids. Gene Ontology annotation, molecular function: oxidoreductase activity; FMN binding. Gene Ontology annotation, biological process: fatty acid alpha-oxidation.